AUGAAUGGUGUGAUUUGGAGCAAAACGCAAAAGACUUUUGUGCCAAUUUCCAGCGUGUCGACUUAUGCGAUAAUGCAACAAGAACGCUUCAAACAAAGUCGAGCACUCGAGAUCCACAAUUUUCAACUACAAAACUUUACUUUAACAUCUUUUCAGGAGCCGCAUUUUCUUCAUUUUUAUAAUAACAAUACAAAAAUUACGGGACUCUGUGGGGAAAUAUGGAAUCUACUUUCGGAAUCAUUAAACUUUACAUUACAACCAAUGAAAGCAAAUGUAAAUGAUUUAGGUAUGCCAGAAAAAGACAGAUCUUUUAAAAACGGAUUAUUAGGUAUUAUUUUUCGCAAUGAAACUAUGGCAAUACCAAAGUUAGAAACAUUUAUAUCGCGACUUGUGGCUACCGAAUUUUCAGUACCUUUUUGGAUAAAUAGCGAACACAUAUUUUACAACUUUGGAAACUUCUGUAAUCAAGGCUAUAUUCCUGAGUAUCUCAAUGGAAAGUCGAGAAUAUUAGAAGUAUCGUUGGGAUUAUUUUGUUCUAUGAUAUGCACGUCAUUUGGUGCUGUGUUAUUUAUGUUUUUAUCGAAAAGUGGUUUUGUACCACCAUUUGAUAAAUUUGAAUCUUUGGUGUAUAAUACUAAGUUCAGCGUUCUCACUUUGAAAGAUUCGAUAGGAGAGACUUUGUUUAAGGUACUUACGACAGAUUCAAUAGUACGAGCAAAAAACUCAAAUCGCUUAAUCGUAGUAUCAACACUUCAGGAAAUGCAUAUAAAGAUAUGCUCCUUGCCAGAUAAAUAUGCCAUGUUUCAAAACGAAGAAAUGCAUAAAGUAAAUGGCGAGAUUAAAUGUCAUUUGAUUAACAUUGGAGAAGAAUUUAUUAGAACAUGGGUAACUUCCGGCAUCGUAAGGAAUUUUAAAUACAAAAGAACCAUCGAUGUUGGGAUACUUAAAUUAAUAGAAGUUGGACUAUUGAGCGCAUUGAAAGAUCGUUGGAUGAAAAAUAAAUUUAAACAGUAUGAAGACGACCAGAAACCGAAACCAAUUGAAUUACAUCAAGUUUCUUUAAUAAUUGUGAUGAUGUGCUGUGGUGCGAUUAUGGCACUUGUUAUUUUUAUAAUUGAAAAAAUUGUAUUUGCUUAUAAAGUAAAGCAAUUUUAA
Trachymyrmex septentrionalis is the source of this 1155-nucleotide messenger RNA. RefSeq names its product glutamate receptor ionotropic, kainate 5-like. Lineage: Eukaryota; Metazoa; Arthropoda; Insecta; Hymenoptera; Formicidae. The transcript has 7 exons. The record is from RefSeq and is a predicted model, not a curated record. The coding region runs from base 1 to 1155 and encodes 384 amino acids.